AGAAAUGUGACUCCAGAAGAACUGAAUAUUACAAGAAAAGUAUUGGUUGGGUUCGUCUCUCUGGAACUGUUUCCAACAGAUGUCCCAGAAUAUAACUUGACAGAGGUGGACUUGGUUUAUGAAAUACUGCAACGAAACGGCUAUCCUGAAUAUCGUCGAAUAUUAAAGGAGAUAACGCAAACCUGCGACAGCAUGCUUGUAAGAUGUACUUGGAAUCGCAAGACAGUGAAUUGUAAUGCCAUUUUUGAAGAAAAGUAUAUUGGGUAUGGUCGUUGUUGCAGUUUUAACUACGUUGGGGAGUCUCUUAAUAAAACUCCAAUACGUACUGAAUCCUAUGGCAUUUUUACCGGACUGAAAGUCUGGAUAAAACCACACUAUAACAUCAGAGAAUAUUCUGGAGUUUUGGUCCAAAUAGACGACUCUCGGGAUCUUUCCUACAAAGUCGAAAACAGAAAGUUUCUAUCUUUAGGGACGGUGAAUUAUAUCCACGUGCAAGCUUCCAAAAAACUAACAAGUCCAGAUGUGAAACGUCUGUCUAACAAACAGAGAAACUGCGUAUAUGGUGAUGAAAGGAAACUAAAGUAUUUCAAGAUAUAUACAAACGCGAAAUGCGCUGUAUCGUGCAAAGCUGAAUUUUUCUAUAAGUUAUGCCAGUGUGUUCCACAUUAUUACGGUUUUGUUAAUGAUAAGCCAAUGUGUGGAUUAAAUAAACUGCCGUGUAUCGAGAGCAACACAGAGAUGGAGUGCUAAAACUUUUGCUUC
Sitophilus oryzae (rice weevil) is the source of this 762-nucleotide messenger RNA. Its product is annotated as sodium channel protein Nach-like. The record is from RefSeq and is a predicted model, not a curated record. The transcript has 4 exons. Bases 193 to 750 code for a protein of 185 amino acids. Gene Ontology annotation, cellular component: membrane. Gene Ontology annotation, molecular function: ligand-gated sodium channel activity. Gene Ontology annotation, biological process: sodium ion transmembrane transport. NCBI's taxonomy places the organism in Eukaryota, Metazoa, Arthropoda, Insecta, Coleoptera, Curculionidae.